Molecule: messenger RNA, 1116 nt
Organism: Vanderwaltozyma polyspora DSM 70294
Lineage: Eukaryota; Fungi; Ascomycota; Saccharomycetes; Saccharomycetales; Saccharomycetaceae
Gene: PEX13
Product: peroxin PEX13
Exons: 1
Coding region: 1-1116 (371 amino acids)
Biological process (GO): protein import into peroxisome matrix, docking
Cellular component (GO): peroxisome; peroxisomal importomer complex; peroxisomal membrane
Molecular function (GO): protein binding
Source: RefSeq, a predicted model, not a curated record
AUGUCUUCAAUUAGCGCUUCAAAUUAUCAGCCAGCAUCAUGGGGAGGUCAAAAUUCUGGUUCAAAUGAUUUUGCAGAUAUUCUUUUACCUACAGGCAGUGCUAGUUCUACUUCUGGAGAUCCAACAGUGAUAUUUGGCGCAGAUUUAGUGGAUAAUGCUAAUGGUUAUAAUAAUGAAUCACCUCCUGAAAUACCAAAACCAUUAUCUGGUAAUAGUGGAAUAAACUCUGUGUUUGAUAAUAAUCAGAGUUAUUCUUCAAUGGAUGGUAUGAAUAGAUCAUAUGCUGGGAAUAGUUAUGGGUUCCCUUAUAGUAUGGGUGCUGGAAACGGAUUUGGAUCCAUGUAUGGGUCAGGAUUUGGAUCCAUGUAUGGUGGAGGUUAUGGUGGGAUGUAUCCAAAUAAUAUGGGUAAUAACAAUGUAGGGAGCUCUACACAGGCUACUUUCCAACUUAUUGAAAGUUUAAUAGGAGCCGUAGCUGGUUUUGCUCAAAUGUUAGAAUCUACUUAUAUGGCUACUCACAAUUCAUUCUUUACAUUGAUUUCGAUAGCUGAACAAUUUAGGUACUUAAAAGAUGUUUUAGGAUCAGCACUUGGCAUCUUUACUGUAAUGAAAUUUCUCAAGAAAAUAUUAUACGUAAUUACAAAAGGAAAAUUGGGUCUACCUCCAACAUCUAAAAGAUUACUAAAUAGUAAAUCAAGAUUAAUGGUAGAUGAAUUUGAAAAAUUUCAGUCUGGGAAUAAUCAACAGGGUAAAAGACCAAGGAUUGCUUGGAAACCAUUUUUAUUCUUCAUUAUCUCUGCAGUUGGUUUUCCAUUUGUUUUGAAUAAAUUAAUUGCCAAAAUUGAAAUAAACCAAAAGAAGAAUUUGACAGAUUCUAUUGAUUUCUCUAAGCUAAUCUUUGCAAGAGCAAUGUUUGAUUUUACUCCAGAAAAUCCAAAUGUUGAAGUAAUGUUAAAAAAAGGGGAAUUAAUGGCCAUUAUUAGUAAAAAGGAUCCUUCUGGUAAUGAUUCUGAAUGGUGGAAAGUUAGAACUAAAAGUGGACAGAUUGGAUAUGUUCCAGGUAAUUAUUUGGAAAUCAUUGAGAGAAAAAAUAAGAUUGAAAACAUUCAAGAAUAA